Molecule: messenger RNA, 1782 nt
Organism: Cricetulus griseus (Chinese hamster)
Lineage: Eukaryota; Metazoa; Chordata; Mammalia; Rodentia; Cricetidae
Source: RefSeq, a predicted model, not a curated record
GAAUGCUACUGCAGCAUGGUGCUGGCCUGGCUUCCUGUGGCCUCUGCUCAUCCACACAGAGGACGACAUUGGUCCAGCAGAUCACAGAUCUGUGUCAUUGUCAAUACAGCUUUGACCCUUUGGUCCACCGAAGGUUCCACAGUGAAGACCACUGCCAUUGAGGAAGUUGUUAACAGUAGAAUGACCAGGACCUUGACAGAAAUUGAUUCCCAGGAAGAGUCAUCAGGUCAUUCUUUGCUGCUGCAGAGCUGCAGGUGUUCCAGCCAGGAGUUCUGUCCAGCCGACAUCAUCUCCACCGUUGAGUUUAACUACUCUGGAGACCUUCUUGCAACAGGAGACAAAGGUGGCAGAGUUGUUAUUUUCCAACGGGAACAAGAGAAUAAAGGCCGCACUCACUCUAGGGGAGAGUACAAUGUUUACAGUACCUUUCAGAGUCAUGAGCCAGAGUUUGACUAUUUGAAAAGUCUAGAAAUUGAAGAAAAAAUUAAUAAAAUCAGGUGGUUGCCGCAACAGAAUGCUGCUCAUUUUCUACUCUCUACAAAUGAUAAAACUAUUAAAUUAUGGAAAAUAAGUGAACGGGAUAAAAGAGCAGAAGGUUAUAACUUGAAAGAUGAAGAUGGACGACUUCGAGACCCAUUUAGAAUUACGGCACUACGGGUUCCAAUAUUGAAGCCCAUGGACCUUAUGGUAGAAGCAAGUCCACGACGAAUUUUUGCAAAUGCUCAUACAUAUCACAUAAAUUCCAUUUCAGUAAAUAGUGAUCAUGAAACAUAUCUCUCUGCAGAUGAUCUGAGAAUUAACCUAUGGCAUUUAGAAAUCACAGAUAGAAGCUUCAACAUUGUAGACAUCAAGCCAGCUAACAUGGAGGAGCUGACAGAAGUCAUCACCGCCGCUGAGUUCCACCCACACCAGUGCAACGUGUUGGUCUACAGCAGUAGCAAGGGGACCAUCAGGCUGUGUGACAUGCGCUCCUCUGCCCUGUGUGACAGGCAUGCCAAGUUUUUUGAAGAGCCAGAAGACCCCAGCAGUAGAUCCUUUUUCUCAGAAAUAAUCUCGUCUAUAUCUGAUGUCAAGUUCAGCCACAGUGGUCGGUACAUGAUGACCAGAGACUAUCUGUCGGUGAAGGUAUGGGACCUCAACAUGGAGGGCAGGCCUGUCGAGACCCACCAGGUACAUGAGUACCUACGAAGCAAGCUCUGCUCCUUGUAUGAGAAUGACUGCAUCUUUGACAAGUUCGAGUGCUGCUGGAACGGUUCAGACAGUGCCAUUAUGACGGGCUCCUACAACAACUUCUUUAGAAUGUUUGAUAGAAACACUCGGAGAGAUGUUACGCUGGAAGCCUCAAGAGAGAACAGCAAACCCCGAGCCUGCCUGAAGCCCCGCAAAGUAUGUACAGGGGGUAAGAGAAAGAAGGACGAGAUUAGCGUGGACAGUUUGGACUUCAAUAAGAAGAUCCUUCACACAGCCUGGCACCCCAUGGAGAGCAUUAUUGCUGUAGCUGCCACCAAUAACUUGUAUAUAUUCCAGGACAAAAUUAAUUAAGGAAACUGACUGGAGGACCAAGUGUUGUCUUGCAUAGUUAAGCCGGUUGUUUUCCCGUCAAAGAAAUGGCAUUGUCCUCUCCAUUGAGAAUAGUGACGCACUUCCACUUCCCUCAUAGACACAGGAGAAGAAGGGGUCUCAGCUGGAGUCUUGGGAGAGAUGAAUGCUGCUGCUGAAGGGAAAACCUACUCGAAGCUGAAUUGGUGGACUUUGUUCAAUAAAGGCCGUUACUCAAAUGUA